Molecule: messenger RNA, 1114 nt
Organism: Ostrinia nubilalis (European corn borer)
Lineage: Eukaryota; Metazoa; Arthropoda; Insecta; Lepidoptera; Crambidae
Product: cilia- and flagella-associated protein 61
Exons: 10
Coding region: 56-1114 (352 amino acids)
Source: RefSeq, a predicted model, not a curated record
GUACAGCAGAGACCUGGAAGCCUCCGUUAGUUUAUCUACUAGCGGCCUGAACCACAUGGAGCAGCAACCUUCUUCUACACACCAAAUGGAUUUUUCGCGACCUAGCGCCAAGUCCAGGGUAACCUGGCUGUUCAACGACGACGAAUUCAACGAGUUUCGCUCAGAGGCCUUCCCUGUGGCAUCCCGCGCGCCCACCCCUCCCCUCACUCAGCUGGACAUCCUCAAUCUUCUGGAAGACGAGGAGGAGGAACUGGAGUUCGACAUCGUCAACAUUGACACUGAUCUGCUAAGGGUGCCGAAGAUGCUGUCUUAUGAUACUAUGGAAAGAGGAUUAGCUGAGAGCAUCAUGAAAGUAUUGGACGACAAGUCCAAAAAAGAAAUGUACGUCGACGAAAAAAUUGCAAAAAAAGAUAAACUCAAAAUCUCAACAACGGCGGUGGCAGACAGACAACCAGAACCUAUCCGGUACUCGGGACCACCUAAUGCUUUUCUUCUGGAACUUUUUGCGAUGCACCCGGAUUAUGAUGAAAGAUAUGGAUUCGACAUGCUGGAAGCAGCUUAUGAGCUGUUCCCUGACAGGGAUUACUGUGUCAUGUGCCUCCCAUCUAACCACCCUUCUUUUCCACUUUUGGAACAUUUUACGCUGGUGACCCCUUAUGGAACUCGGAUGCGGUUUAUAAAUGAGACGCUUUACGUUGCUCACGUUAAUUCUGUAAGAGGAGACGUCCAGGUGCGUCCGGGAGAAGCCAGCGACGUGGUCUACCUGAACGACAUCUUGGAGCACACUCCUCGUGGACAGUCUCUGAUGGAGCUCUUCGACUCGACUCUGUAUUCCCGAACUUUGUACUCCUUCAUCCUGUUCAGCCAGAAGCAACCGAUCGGCAUGGUGAUACUUGGACCUUUAGAGGACGGCACCGCAAUACGAACGCAGUAUGAUUUGGACCCAGAACCUCGACGUCCUUGCACGGACGGCACAGUGUUGGCAGGCGUCAUGUCGCCGGCGUUGGAACCGCACGGGCGCUGGUACAUGCGGGACAUUCUUCGACAGUCGCACUACACGACACUCCUUUGGAUCUGCAGGCUGUUCGCUAAAGGAGAUGUGGUAAGUUCCUAG